AUGACGUAUCACCAAAAUUAUUUGGACCUGGACCUGGACCUGGACCUGGAUCUGGAUCUGUAUUCAUAUCCGUUGGAUGAUCCUGAGUUUAAGUUUACAGGGAUUGCCUAUAUCGAUGGAUCAUGUUCCGGUAAUGGUACAUCAUCUGCAAGAGCCGGUUAUGGUGUUCAUUAUCUAUUUUUAGAACAUCUUAAUGCAAGCGUUCCUUUAGACGAAGUUGAUAACUUAAGGGUGAAUAGACCAACAAAUCAAAGAGCUGAAUUAUUUGCUUUAAGACAUGCUUUGGAGCUAGCUUAUAGCUCGGUAGAUAAUUAUUUCAAAUUUAUAAUUAUCACUGAUUCAAUAUAUGUCAAAAAUUGUAUGGAAGUUUGGGGUCAUAAAUGGAGUCAAAACGGUUGGAUAAAUUCGAAAGGAUCUGAAGUGGCAAAUAAAGAAUUAAUACAAGAAGUAUAUGGGUUAUAUCAAAUGGUAAACAUACUAUAUGAAAGUCUUCAUUGGCUUCCAAUGCAGAUUCUUCAUACACCUGGUCAUAGUGGCAAUGAAGGAAACGACAAAGCUGAUGCACUUGCAAGACAAGCCAGUGCUCGUUGUGGUGUUUAUUGA
Scheffersomyces coipomensis is the source of this 603-nucleotide messenger RNA. Its product is annotated as ribonuclease H family protein. The record is from RefSeq and is a predicted model, not a curated record. Bases 1 to 603 code for a protein of 200 amino acids. Gene Ontology annotation, molecular function: RNA-DNA hybrid ribonuclease activity; nucleic acid binding. Gene Ontology annotation, biological process: DNA replication, removal of RNA primer. The transcript has a single exon. Lineage: Eukaryota; Fungi; Ascomycota; Pichiomycetes; Serinales; Debaryomycetaceae.